GCCAUGUGCGCCAACCUUGUCCUAAGCGCUGCUACCCUCAGGUGGUCGAUUUGUCAGUGAACUAGAUGAUCAGAUGAUACAUGAAUAUUUGAAGAGGUUGUAGAAAUUAUCCCUUGAAGGACUUCAGUUUCACCAAGAGAAAUAUGACUCAAGAAAGUGAUCAUGGAAAAUGGACUAUAUCCAGUAGUGAUGAAAGUGCUGAUGAAAAGGUUGACACUGAGAAGCCAUCUACUUCUGAAGUCCAUUCUGAAGAAGAAAAAACAGCUGGGCUCCAGUACACAUGUUCUGAAGCUAGGAAAAUUGCUCAUAGAAGGAAGAUAUCACCUGUAAAAUUUGAUGAUAAAAGUGUGUCUGCUAAAAUCUCCGUAGCAAAAAGACAGAAAAGUUCCCAGGAAGAUUUAGGCUGGUGCCUUUCAAGUAGCGAUGAUGAGGCUCAACCAGAACAUAAGCCAAAGUGCACUGAGAAAGUGAUCCCCAAGGAAGAAAAGUGUUCUCCACAAGAGCCAUCUUCUCAUAGAGCCAAACAUGACCAAUCACCCAUCAGUCAAGAUUUGAAAGAGGAAUAUGAAAGUUCAGAUGAAACCCAAGACAUCUGGGACCUUAUGGGGAAAGGAAACCCCUUCAGAUUUUACCUCACUAAAGUCAAAGGAAUUAUGCCAAAAUACAACUCUGGCGCACUUCAUAUUAGAGACAUUUUAUCUCCUCUUUUGGGAACACUUGUGUCUUCUGCUCAGUUUAACUACUGCUUUGAUGUGGAUUGGCUUAUAAAACAGUAUCCUCCAGAGUUCAGGAAUAAACCCUUAUUACUGGUGCAUGGAGACAAGCGAGAAGCGAAGGCCCAAUUACAUGAACAGGCAAAGCCUUAUGAAAACAUUUGCCUGUGCCAGGCCAAAUUGGAUAUUGCAUUUGGAACACACCAUACGAAAAUGAUGCUGCUGUUAUAUGAAGAAGGCAUGCGAGUUGUCAUACACACAUCCAAUCUUAUUCAUGCCGAUUGGCACCAGAAAACUCAGGGAAUAUGGCUGAGCCCCUUAUAUCCUCGACUGGUGCGGGAAACCCAUAGUUCUGGUGACUCAGUAACACAUUUUAAGACUGAUCUGAUAAAUUACUUGAUGGCUUACAAUUCACCCUCCCUCAAAGAAUGGAUAGAUAUCAUCAAAGAACAUGACCUCUCUGAAACCAGAGUCUAUCUUAUUGGAUCAACCCCUGGACGAUUUCAAGGACAAAAAAAGGAAGACUGGGGCCACUUUAGGCUUAGAAAGCUUCUGGAAGAACAUUCUUCAUCAAUACCUGAAGAAGAAUCUUGGCCAAUAGUGGGUCAGUUUUCAAGUAUUGGCUCAAUGGGAGCUGAUGAAUCUAAAUGGCUGUGUUCUGAGUUUAAAGAUAGCCUGGUGAUGCUAGGAAAAAGUGGAAAAUCUCAAGGAGGACAUGUUCCAAUUCAUUUGAUUUAUCCUACUGUGGAUAAUGUGCGGAAAAGCUUGGAAGGCUACCCUGCUGGGGGCUCUCUUCCAUACAGUAUCCAAACUGCUCAGAAACAACUUUGGCUGCAUUCAUAUUUUCAUAAAUGGUCAGCAGAAAUAUCAGGACGCAGCCACGCCAUGCCUCACAUUAAGACGUACAUGAGAUUAUCUCCAGACUUCCAACAAAUUGCUUGGUUCUUAGUAACAAGCGCUAAUCUGUCUAAGGCUGCGUGGGGAGCUUUGGAGAAAAAUGGCUCUCAGCUGAUGAUCCGUUCCUAUGAACUUGGAGUUCUUUUCCUGCCUUCUACAUUUGGUUUGGAUACAUUCACAGUAAAGGAAAAAUUAUUUUCAAGAAGUCAUGAACCAGCAGCCUCAUUUCCUGUACCUUAUGAUUUACCACCAGAACUUUAUGGGAGUAAAGAUCGUCCAUGGAUUUGGAAUAUUCCCUAUACCAAGGCUCCAGAUACUCAUGGAAAUAUGUGGGUUCCAUCUUGAGCCCUAAGCAUAAUUUGAAACUUAGAUGUCUGACCCAAGCCAAUACCCUUCCCUGGACAUUUGAUUCUUUUUUGUUUUAGGAUGUAAACUGCAACUUGGGUUUCAUUUUGCUUAAAAAUAGUUCCACAUUCACAAAAAGUUUAGAGUCAACUCUUGGGAAAUAGAGCCAUAUGAUCAGUUUUCUGGCCUUUGGGACCAUAUGAUUGAUAUGUUUUCUGGAAAAAAUGUAUUUUUAAAAAAAUCACAUUUUGUAUACUUUGCAUAUUGGGGUUGGUAAAGUUGAAAAUAUAGAAAAUAUUAGAAAAAUAUCCUGAUCAUGAUCCAGAUUCACACUGAUCUGAAUUAAAGCUAGUUUUUGGUUUUGUAUCUGUUUUUUCCUCUGUAUUUUGAAAGGUGCUAUUUGUGUAACUGGAACUUAAAGAACAAAUAAUAAAGUAGUGUAAUUCAGAAGCCA
Molecule: messenger RNA, 2409 nt
Organism: Ornithorhynchus anatinus (platypus)
Lineage: Eukaryota; Metazoa; Chordata; Mammalia; Monotremata; Ornithorhynchidae
Gene: TDP1
Product: tyrosyl-DNA phosphodiesterase 1
Exons: 17
Coding region: 144-1955 (603 amino acids)
Biological process (GO): double-strand break repair; single strand break repair
Cellular component (GO): nucleus
Molecular function (GO): double-stranded DNA binding; 3'-tyrosyl-DNA phosphodiesterase activity; single-stranded DNA binding
Source: RefSeq, a predicted model, not a curated record